Molecule: messenger RNA, 378 nt
Organism: Chondrus crispus (carragheen)
Lineage: Eukaryota; Rhodophyta; Florideophyceae; Gigartinales; Gigartinaceae
Exons: 1
Coding region: 1-378 (125 amino acids)
Source: RefSeq, a predicted model, not a curated record
AUGGACAGGCCGGCCGAUGUCCUCUCAUGGAAAGAGCUGAAGCAAGGACGCUACUUGUUUAUUCAUCUCGUACAUGAGACAAUAUUUCAUCUGUACACUUUAAUUAAUGUUCUUAUCGCCAAAGGAAGAUCUCGAAAACGCUGGCGCACGAUAGAUAUAAACAGACAUGCUAUUCUGAGGGAAGGCUUCGGUUUUGCACCAAAGCAUUUAAAGAUGCUUCUAAACGGCGGACGCGAUCUUCAAGAGCUUUUGCAGGACUUCCUACCUUCUUUCUCUCCGGUUCUUGAAACGCAGCCUGCAAUUGUGCGUGUGCUUCUUCUACCUCUCGAAGCAACGGAGACCCUUCUACGUGGGAUAUGGCUUCGCCAUGCCUCCUGA